Octopus sinensis (East Asian common octopus) is the source of this 1088-nucleotide messenger RNA. RefSeq names its product leucine-rich repeat-containing protein 15-like. Lineage: Eukaryota; Metazoa; Mollusca; Cephalopoda; Octopoda; Octopodidae. The record is from RefSeq and is a predicted model, not a curated record. The transcript has 9 exons. Gene Ontology annotation, cellular component: extracellular matrix. The coding region runs from base 237 to 1088 and encodes 283 amino acids. Gene Ontology annotation, molecular function: protein binding.
UUCGACAUUAUCACUCAUUAAAGUUAUAAUCUAUUAUGUUCACCACUUCGAAUUAUAAUUGAAUUCGGUCUUGGAAGUUUAAAUAUUAAUCUGAAAAUAAAAUCAAAGAUAAAUUCAUCUCAUGGAACAGGGGCCAAAGCUUGUCCUUCGAAGAAUCUGCAAUGGGAAAGAAAUGGCAUUGAACUUUCUAGUAUUUUGUAUUUUCUUCUUUUACAGAUAAAUCUACGCCUGAAAAUAUGUGCCGACAAUUGAAAUUGACGUUUGUGUUGAUACUCUAUAUGAGUUUCUGUUUGGAGUCUCAUGCGGCGUCAGACAUUUGCACCAUAUGCAAAUGUGGAUAUUCUAAGACAAAUAUAGAUUGUUCAUCUCGGCGACUGACUUCGAUCCCGCAACCCAUUCCACCGAAUGUUGAAAGUUUGAAUUUGCACAAUAAUAACCUGAAUAAAAUCAAACCAGAAACCUUCCAAAACCUGUCCAGUUUAGAAAGUCUAAUCUUACGUUUCAAUGCCAUUACGGAAAUCAAACCAGACACCUUCCGUUAUUUGACACGUUUAAGAAUACUACACUUGGGUGCUAAUGAAAUCCAAGAAAUCAGUGCUGACAGUUUCCGAAAUUUGUUCAGUUUACAAUAUCUGUACUUGUAUAAUAAUGAUAUCCAAGUAAUAAAACCUGGCACCUUCCAAUAUUUAUCCAGUUUAAGAACACUGAAUUUGAAUGACAAUAAUAUCACGUAUAUUCAACGCGGUACCUUCGAAAACCUUCCGAAUUUAGAAGAACUGAAUUUGAAUGACAAUAAUAUCACGUAUAUUCAACGCGGUACCUUCGAAAACCUUCCGAAUUUAGAAGAACUAUAUUUGAGCAACAACCAAAUACAAAACUAUGAGGAUGGCGCGUUCUUAUUCCUUCCCAGUAUUUCUAACAUAUACAAUAAAGAUAUGAUGUGUGGAUGUCACCUGCCAGCCUUGGUACCUUAUACUAAAUCAACAUUCUACAGAACUGUGAGUGUCCUAGGCGAGUGUCAGACAGAUCCUGGCAAUAUCCAAAGCAAAAUUAUACCUAUAAUGGAAUACUCGCAAUGUCAAAGUUAG